UCAUGUAAGUGCAGCGGAGCGUUCCUUGCGCCAGUAAUCGUAAAAUUCCACGUCCAGGGCUGCUUUGCAAGGCGUGCAUUCCUGCUUUCACUCACUGCACGGAAACCUGCAGCCUGGAGGCAAAACCCCUCCAGUUGCAUGAAGAUCGGAGUUCUAAUUUUGCAUCUUUGUUGCAAGGCAAGCCGCUGAAGCUCCAGAGCGAGGGGAUGGAGGGAGGGAGGGAGAGAGAAGGCAAAGACUUGUGUGCUUCCCCUCCCCCUCAUCAAAGCAGAGGGGAGAUGUCUGUGCCGAAGGGAGGUAAGAACGUUUCAGGUAAAAAGAGGAACCCCGGGCUCAAACUCUCUAAGGAGGUGUUCGAACAGCCCCCACCAGCAGCAGGACCCCCCCGAGACCUGGACUCCAAAGCCUGUGUGAAGAUCGGAGAGAAGAACUUUGUGGUGAAGGCGGACGACCUGGAGCAGAUUGGGGAGUUGGGCCGAGGGGCGUACGGCGUGGUGGACAAGAUGAGGCACGUGCCCAGUGGCGUUAUCAUGGCAGUGAAGCGUAUCCGCGCCACAGUGAACACCCAGGAACAGAAGAGGCUGCUGAUGGACCUGGACAUCUCCAUGAGGACGGUGGACUGCUUCUACACCGUCACCUUCUACGGAGCGCUCUUCCGAGAGGGUGAUGUGUGGAUUUGUAUGGAGCUGAUGGACACAUCUCUGGACAAGUUCUACAAGAAGGUUCUGGAGAAGGGGAUGGCCAUCCCAGAGGACAUUCUGGGAAAGAUUACCGUUUCAAUAGUAAAGGCCCUGGAGUAUCUGCACAGUAACUUACAAGUGAUCCACAGAGAUGUGAAGCCCUCCAACGUGCUGAUCAACACUCAGGGCCAGGUGAAGAUAUGUGACUUUGGAAUCAGCGGCUACCUAGUGGAUUCGGUGGCCAAGACCAUGGAUGCUGGCUGCAAGCCCUACAUGGCGCCUGAGAGGAUAAAUCCAGAGCUCAACCAGAAGGGCUACAACGUCAAAUCUGACAUCUGGAGUUUAGGAAUAACUAUGAUUGAGCUGGCUAUCCUGCGCUUCCCCUAUGACUCCUGGGGCACGCCCUUCCAGCAGCUGAAGCAGGUGGUGGAGGAGCCCUCCCCUCAGCUGCCAGCUGACCGCUUCUCCCCCGAAUUCGUGGACUUCACCUCCCAGUGCCUAAAGAAGAAUCCCAAAGAGAGGCCAGCCUACACAGACCUCAUGCUGCAUCCUUUUUUCACCCUCCACGAUGCCACAGAGACAGACGUUGCCUCCUUUGUCAAGGUCAUUCUUGGGGACUGAAGGACAUGGCCUGUGGCUCCGCCCACAUGCCGCUGGGGAGGCGGGACUGCGCUGCCCCAAUGCACCAAUCCCCACUCAGAGAAC
Messenger RNA from Megalops cyprinoides (Indo-Pacific tarpon), 1385 nucleotides. RefSeq names its product dual specificity mitogen-activated protein kinase kinase 6-like. The record is from RefSeq and is a predicted model, not a curated record. NCBI's taxonomy places the organism in Eukaryota, Metazoa, Chordata, Actinopteri, Elopiformes, Megalopidae. The transcript is spliced from 12 exons. Gene Ontology annotation, biological process: MAPK cascade; protein phosphorylation. Gene Ontology annotation, molecular function: MAP kinase kinase activity; ATP binding. The coding region runs from base 207 to 1301 and encodes 364 amino acids.